AUGGAUCCCGACGAGGUCGAACUCGAACCCGCCAGCAUCCACAACCACGACCGCCUCACUGACGACAACCCCCGGUCACCAGGCGGCGGCGGUGACGGCAGCUGGGCCUGCCGCCUGCUCCGCUGCGGAUGCGACUUCGCCCGGAAGGCGGCCCUCGCCGGCGCCGCCAUGACGGCUGCGCCCGUGGUGCUCCCGCCGCUCGUCGUCCUCUCCGCCGCCGGCGUCGCGCUGUCCGUCCCCUUCGCCGCCUACCUCGCCAGCCUCGCCGCCACCGACUACCUCACGCGCGCGCUCCUCCGUGCCUGCCAACCGCCCUCGCAGCCGUACCACCACCGCCGCCAAGAAUUCGACGGCGGCGUGGAGCAAGAGUUCCUCGACGCUUCAGAAGCUUACUUCCGCGACGCUCCCCCGUUCGGCAAUUUCAGUGCUGAAACAGCGCGGGGAGGGGAAGACGAGAGGGGCACUCCCCUGCUGCUGCCAAGGCAUCCUGGUUUCCCUGAAGCGUCCUCGGCCGCCAAUGCGGGGGGGAAGGCGGUAGAAGGUGAGUACUCUGCCCGAGAAUCUGGCCAGAUUUCGUACACAUCAACCCGUGGCGACGACACGGAGGAGGCGCUAUCGGGGGACUUUGCUGUUUCUACAUCAGCAAAGAACGAGGAUAGUCAGGUUCGGAAAUUGGGACAAGGUGAAUUUUCUGUACCGGAUCCAGGGCAGCAACCAUUCCAGUCAGAGAAUUGGAGUGAGAAAGAGGGUGACGUGUAUUCUAAAUACAAAGAAGAAGAAGAUGGCAGAAGUACAGAGGAAAACAAGGCUACCAAGGAGAAGCUGUCGCAGGGCUUCAGUUCUCCUGAAUCGCGUGUGCCAGCGUCAGGUGACAAAGACAGUGUGGUUCAGGAGAAGGGAGAAGGUGAAUUUUCUGCACAGAAUUCAGGGCAGUAUUCGCUUCUAUCAAGCCUCGGGAAUGAAAAUGAGCAGGGCAUGGCAAUGGAGGAGAAGGGGUAUGCCGAGGAGAUGCCACCACGAGACUUUGCUGCCUCUGAAUCACCAACUCCACUGUUCUAUGGUGAAGAAAAGGACAGCGACACUUCGCUGCUGUUGCCACAGGAUCAUGGUGUUUCUGAAGCGCGGGUGCCAGCGUUUGCGGACGAGGUACGAGGUGAAUUUUCUUCUGUGCAAGAAUCUGGCCUCGAGUCAUACACAUCAAACCGUGGCGAAGAGACAGAGAAGAACUCACCAAUGAGGAAAAGUGAGUCUACUGGAAAGGAGGUGCUACCCGGGGGCAUUGGUCUUUCUGCAUCAGCGAAGCCACUGUUUUCAGACGAGGAUAAUCUGGUCCAGGAAAAAAGAGAAGGUGGAAUUUCCGUAAAUAAUUCGGGCCAACAAUCAUUUCAAUCGAAGAAUUGGAAUAAAGAAGAAGAAGAGGAUGGCCGAAGUACAGAGGAAAACAAGUCUGCCAAGGAGACGCCGUCACAAGGCGUCAAUUUUCCUGAAACGCCUGCGCCGACACCGGGCGAUGAUGGCAAUGUGGUCCAGGAAAUGGGAGGCGCAUUUUUUGUACAGAAUUCAGGCCAAAAAUCAUUUCAAUCAAAGAAUUGGAAUGAAAAAGAAGAAGAUGGUGGCAAAACUAGGGAGGAAAACAAGUCUAACGAGGAGACGCUGUCACAAGGCUUCUAUUUUCCUGAACAACCUGUGCCGACACCGGGUGGCGAUGACGACAAUGUGGUCCAGGAAAAGGGAGGUGUAUUUUUUGUACAGAAUUCAGGACAACAAUCAAAGAAUGAAAAAGAAGAAGAGUAUAAUGAAAAAGAAGAAGAGUAUGGAAAUACUAGGGAGGAAAACAAGUCUAACGAGGAGACGCUGUCGCAAGGCUUCUAUUUUCCUGAAUUAUGUGUGCCAGCUUCAAGUGACAAAGACAAUACGGUCCAGGAGAAGGGAGAAGUUGAAUUGUCUGCACAGAAUUUAGGUCAACAUUCAAUUUUAUCGAGCACCGGGGAUGAAAAUAGGGAGGGCAUGAAAAUGGAGGAAAACAAGCCUACCGAGGUCAUGCCACUUCGAGACUUUGUUGUUUCUGAAUCAUCAGUUCCAGUGCUACAUGGUGAAGAUGAUCCUGUUCAGAGCAAGGAAGGAUUUGACGUUGCAGUUCAGGAGUUGUUGAAAGAAGCUAAUAGUAAUACCGAUCUUGUUAUGGCCGAAGCGGCUGAUGUGCAAGUGGAGAUUAUUGCUAUUGCAGCACCUGCAAGUGAGGUGCUGCCACCGGGUAACCUUGCGACUCGUGAGGAAAGUGUUGAUGUGCAGGUGGAGAUUAUUUCUGUUGCAGCACCUGAAAGUGAGAUGCUGCCACCGAGUAACCUUGUGGCACGUGAGUCACCACCGAAUGUUGCUACGAAGAAGAUGGUGUCCGAGGGUUUCUAUUUCCCUGCAUCGGGUGUGCCAGCAUCGGGUGGCGGCGACAAUGUGGUCCAGAAGAAGGGAGGAGGUGAACUUUCAGUGCAGAGUUCAGGCCAACAAUCAUUUCAAUCAAAGAAUUGGAAUGAAAAAGAAGAAGAUGAUGGCAGAACUACAGAGGAAAAUAAAUCAACCGAGGAGACUGUGUCGCAAGGCUUCUAUUUCCCUGAAUCACAUGUUCUGGCGUCAGGUGACAAAGGCAGUGUGGUCCGGCAAAAGGGAGAAGGUGAAUUUUCUGCACAGAAUUUAGCUCCAUAUUCACUUCCAUUGAAUACCAAGGAUGAAAAAGAGAAGGACAUCACAAUGGAGGAAAAGAAGCCUACCGAGGACAUGCCACCGCGAGACUUCAUAGUCUCUGAAUCAUCAGUUUCGGUGUUCCGUGGUGAAGAUGAUGUGGUUCAGAGCAAGGAAGGAUUUGAAGUCACAGUGCAAGGGGUAGUGGAAGAAGCCGAUAGUAAUACAGAUCUUGAUAUGGGUGAAGUGGAUAAUGUGCAAGUGGAGAUUAUUGCGAUUGCAGCACCUGAAAGUGAGGCGCUGCCAUCAUGUAGGAUGGAUCUUGUUACAGGGGAAAUUGUCGAUGUGUAUGCCGGCAUUGCUGCUGCUGUUGAACCUGAGACUGAGAGUGAGGUGCUGCAUCCGAGUAACCUUACGACCAGUGAGUCGUCGGCUGAUCCUGAAACCAGAGAAAUUGUUGAUGUGCAAGUCGACAUUGUUGAUGCUGUGGUGCCUGAAAGUGAGGUACUGCCACUGAGUAGCCUUGCGGCUCUUGAGUCACAGGCGAUUGCAGAAACUGCACAUGUUGGUGAGGUAAAAAAUGAGAAGAGCAUGGCAAUAGAGGAAAAGAACUCUACCGAGGACAUGCCACCGCGAGGCUCUUUUGUCUCUGAAUCAUCAGUUCCAGUGCUGGGUGGUGAAGAUGAUGUGGCUCAGAGCAAGGAAGGAUUUGAAGUUGCAGUUCAGGAGUUGAUGGAAGAAGCUAAUAGUAAUACCGAUCUUGUUAAGGGCGAAGUGGUUGAUGUACAAGUGGAGAUUAUUGGUAUUGCAGCACCUGAAAGUGAGGUGCUGCCACCGGGUAACUUUGCGGCUCAUGACUCACCAGCAGAUCCUGUUGCUGGGGAAAUUGUUCGUGUGCAAGUCGACAUUGUUGCUGCUGCGGCGACUGGGGGUGAGGCUGGCUACACCGAAGAAGAGUUGAGGGAACAACUUGACGCUCUAAGAACAAUAACUGGGUACGGAGCUGUGCCUUCUCCAACACUGGAAGGGGAGCUGGCGGGCCUUUACAUAUUCGUGGGUGUGGAACCCUCUGUCGGCUCAAGUGAUACCUCGGACCACCUGAUGGAGCUCAAUGCAAAACUCCGAUUCUUGAAAUCGAUCAUCGGAAUUGACUGA
Messenger RNA from Lolium rigidum, 3831 nucleotides. RefSeq lists its product as uncharacterized. The record is from RefSeq and is a predicted model, not a curated record. The transcript has 4 exons. Bases 1 to 3831 code for a protein of 1276 amino acids. Lineage: Eukaryota; Viridiplantae; Streptophyta; Magnoliopsida; Poales; Poaceae.